This is a messenger RNA of Eimeria necatrix, 564 nucleotides long. RefSeq lists its product as hypothetical. Gene Ontology annotation, molecular function: magnesium ion transmembrane transporter activity. Gene Ontology annotation, biological process: magnesium ion transport. NCBI's taxonomy places the organism in Eukaryota, Apicomplexa, Conoidasida, Eucoccidiorida, Eimeriidae. The transcript is spliced from 3 exons. Gene Ontology annotation, cellular component: membrane. The record is from RefSeq and is a predicted model, not a curated record. The coding region runs from base 1 to 564 and encodes 187 amino acids.
AUGGCAGAACAGCCUUCAGUUUACCAGGGGCUGUGGCCGCUGGGCAUUUCCAUCAUCUUCUGCGGCUCCCUGGCGGGCGCUGCUGGAGACACAAUGGUGCGCAUGGCCUACAGCGCCGCAGGCCCCGAACCCUCCACCAAAGAAAUGCUGAAGAAACCCAUCUUCGUUUUGGGAAUGGUUUUGACCACAGCAGUGGACGCUGCAUGCACUCUGGGGGCCCUCACCUUCGCUCCCUCCUCGAUGGUGACCCCCUUCGCCGGAGUGCACAUCUUCUGGGCCGUGCUGCUGGCCCACUUCUGGCUGCGGGAAAGUGUGGGGCGGUGGGAAACCCUCGGCUCGAGUUGUGUAAUAAUUGGGGUUUUGCUGCUGGUGGUUUAUUCGGGAAAAGAAACUGAGAUUGUUGCUGCAGCACAGUUUGCUGCUGCUGCUGCUGCUCCCCUGGCCCUGGCCUACAUCGCAGCAUCUGCUGCAGCAACCCUCGCGCUGCUGCUGCUAAGUCUCAGGCUUUGUCCCCUUGCUCUCGGCUCCUGGGACCUCCCCGUUCAGGUGGGAGUUAGGGUUUAG